Messenger RNA from Nilaparvata lugens (brown planthopper), 2755 nucleotides. It is a transcript of the gene yata, whose product is annotated as N-terminal kinase-like protein. Gene Ontology annotation, molecular function: ATP binding; protein kinase activity. Gene Ontology annotation, biological process: protein phosphorylation. Bases 127 to 2400 code for a protein of 757 amino acids. Lineage: Eukaryota; Metazoa; Arthropoda; Insecta; Hemiptera; Delphacidae. The transcript is spliced from 14 exons. The record is from RefSeq and is a predicted model, not a curated record.
UAAAUAUUGUAACAUAAAUAAAUAACGAACUCUAAUCUAAUCUUAUCUCUAGGUAUAAAGGCAGCUAAUCAAUCUCUGUGUCUCUCUCACACACACAUCCGCUUUCUGAACUUUUAUUAUGUCUUGAUGAUUGUUUUUCAGGGAUCAGGAGAAGAAGUAUCGGUUUUUGUGUUCGAUAUUAAAAACAAUAGCGACACUCAGUUUGAAGUGGCCAAAACAGCUGUCAAACGACUGAAAACAUUGAGACAUCCCAGUAUUUUGACUUACCUUGAUAGUCUUGAGACUGAUAAAAUGCUUUACUUAGUAACAGAAUAUAUUGAACCAUUACAUACUCACCUGGAAACAUCAUGCAGUAAUGAAGGAACAGCCAAAGAAUUGUAUUUGGCUUGGGGUAUAUUUCAAAUAACGAGAGCUCUGAGCUUCGUGAACAACGACUGCAACAUGCGUCACAACAACGUGUGCCUGUGGUCGGUGUUUGUGAACUGCGCCGGCGAGUGGAAGCUGGGUGGAGUGGAGUACAUGGCCGGCACUGCAGAUGGCACCGGCCUCCCCAUCAAGGUGCUGCCCUCCCUCGACAAGUACGACCCUCCCGAGAAGGCUGACCUCAACCGGCAAAAAACAAUCACCAAAUGCUCUACUGAUAUGUGGGGUCUUGGCUGCCUUAUAUGGGAGGUGUUCAACGGACCAUUACCAAAACAAUCUUCGUUGAAACAUAUUGAGUCUAUACCGAAGUCAUUGAGCGGAGCAUACUGUGAAAUGGUGGGAGCCAAUCCCAACACAAGACCGAAUCCUGCUGACCUCAUCACAAGAUGUCGCAAAAAUGGCGGAUAUUUUAAAAACGAACUAGUCGACUCACUGCUGUUUCUAGAAGAAAGUCAGAUAAAGGAUAAGAAUGAAAAGUCACGCUUUCUUAACAACUUGACUAAUCAACUUGAUCGAUUUCCUCAACACAUAUGCAAGCAUAAAAUACUGCCGCAGUUGAUAACCGCAUUCGAAUAUGGAGAUGCUGGUGCCGCUGUGCUGGCUCCCAUGUUUAAGUUGGGAAGAUUACUAGACGAUGCAGAAUAUCAAAAGAAAAUAGUACCCUGUGUUGUUAAAUUAUUUGCUUCGAAUGACCGAGCGACAAGAAGUAGGCUUCUUCAACAACUUGAACAUUUCAUAGAUCAUUUACAAGCCAGCACGGUCAACGAACAGAUAUUUCCACAGAUAGCUAAUGGAUUCCUAGACACAAAUCCAACUAUUAGAGAACAGACUGUAAAAUCUAUCAUCCACCUUUCUCCAAAGCUGAAUUACAAUAACUUGAAUUUGGAAGUGCUGCGACAUUUUGCAAGGUUACAAGCCAAGGACGAUCAGAGCGGAAUCAGGACCAAUACUACGGUUUGCUUGGGGAAAAUAGCACAACAUCUUCAUCCUCAGAUAAGGCAAAAGGUGCUCAUAUCGGCUUUUAUCAGGGCGAUGCGGGAUCCUUUUCCCCCUGCACGCAGUGCUGGAGUACUAGCGCUCGCCGCGACCCAGCAGUACUUCCUGCUAAGCGAAGUGGCACGCCGCAUUCUGCCAGCUCUCUGCCACCUGACUGUCGACCCAGAGAAGACAGUCCGCGACAACGCCUUCCGCACAAUCAAGGGAUUCCUUGGCAAACUCGAAAAGGUGUCUGAGGAGCCGACGCUGCGUGAGUCGAUGGAGGCAGACGUGCACGCAGCCACACCCAGUCUGUCCAAUGCAGCCGCCACGUGGGCCGGCUGGGCAGUCACUGCCGUUACCGCCAAGUUCUACCGCAGCCAGUCAGACACGCCAAAGUCCCAGCAUCCGCCCCACCGCAUACUCACCAAACCCGCCUCACUCGAGCAACCAUCGAGCAGCAGUCUGUCGACGACAACAUCGUCAGUGACCUCGAUGACGUCACUGGAGCAGGAGGCCAACAAGGGCGGCGUGACGGAUGGCGGCCAGGACUCGGUGUCAGACUACGACUGCGACAACUGGGAUGCCGCCUCCGACAACUGGGGCGACAUGGAGGAGAUGGCCGCCGGCCAGGGUGAGAGUGAGGCCGAGGGUGAGGUGCGUGGCACCGACGGCUGGGACACUGAGGAGUGGGGCAGUCUCGAGCCGCAACCUGAACAGGUGACAGGAAGCGAUUCAUGGGCGACUGGAGAUUUUACAUUGCCGAACAGUAGAAGUAGCCCCAAUAUUGGCCGUAUAGGAGAAGAAUUCACCUCUGCCACUAGUCUCAGGAGAUCUGGAGAAUCGGCCUUUUCCAGUGAAGGUAUAAGUACCAUUGUUGAAGAGGACAAAUCCAAAUUGAGCAAAGAAGAGAGACGUCAACAACGACAAAAAGAGUUGGAAGCCAGAAGAGCGCAGCGCUUAUCUGCAGGACCUAUGAAAUUAGCAACUAAAAAAAUAUAAUAUCAGACCAUUAGAGGGGUCUCGGCUUGUUUCUAAUCAAUGUACUGUGUUAUACGUGUAACUGUAUUUCUGUAUAUUUUUAUAGCUUGAAAAGUUAUGUAUAAACUACUCUAGAAAUUUCCAUCCAUUGUCAACACUUCAGUAUCAACAAGCACACCAGAAAGUAUGGGCCUAUACUUUAGAGUUUAAUUCAUUUUAUAACUAAUAUAAAUAUUAUACUGAUGAAUAACUAUCAUUCCCUUUAAUAAAAUAAUAUGAAUUUUAUCAUAGAAAUUACUUCUAAUUAUAUCUUGUAUUAUUUGCCCUUGAAUUCAAAUUAUUGUUCAAUAAUAAAUUGAAUCUAUUUUUUACAUUA